AAGAGGCCGUGUCCUUUCCCAAUUGCGGUCCCCUCGGCAACAAGAGCUGCGAAGCGGCGUUCCGGAGAUCCGGAGCGAUGAGCAAAGCGUGGCGGAGAUCGGAAGCGGGCGGCGGGAGAAUGGAGGGCGCCGGGAGGGGUGACGAGGAUGAGUCCAACAGCCAUGGGUCCCACAAGAAGAAGCACAAGAAGCACAAGAAAAAACACAAGAAGAGACACCAUCGUGAGGACGGAGGCCUUUUGGCAGCGGAGACAAGCCCUGCUCCCCCAAAGCCUCAGCUGAAGCUCAAAAUCAAGCUGGGAGGACAGAUCCUGGGCACCAAGAGUGUGCCAACCUUCACUGUCAUCCCCGAGAGGCCCCGCUCCCCGUCCCCACUGAUGGUUGUGGAUGAUGAGGAAGAGCCCAUGGAAGGCGUGCCCAUUGAACAGUAUCGAGCUUGGCUAGAUGAGGACAGCAACCUGGAGCCCUCCCCUCUGCCAGAGAUCGACUCUGAAAUGGGUUUCCCGGCCCGUGAAGAGGAGGAAGAGCAGCGCUGGCUGGAUGCCCUGGAGAGGGGCGAACUGGACGACAACGGGGAGCUCAAGAAGGAGGUGGACGAGUCUCUCCUGACAGCCAGGCAGGUGAGGAAACAGUGUGUCUUUUGGGUUGGAGGAAGCAAAGCGCAUGCCAGGAUGAGGCGUGCGGUGGUUGGGAAGCCUUGCAGACCUGGAAGGCAAGUAUGGAUUUGGGGCAGACCAUAUUGACCCUUUAGACCUUCUGUAUAUAUGUCCCCUUCCUGAAUGGCAGCAUCGG
This is a messenger RNA of Anolis sagrei ordinatus, 792 nucleotides long. The record is from RefSeq and is a predicted model, not a curated record. NCBI's taxonomy places the organism in Eukaryota, Metazoa, Chordata, Lepidosauria, Squamata, Anolidae.